AUGAAUACCACUCCACAACAAAUCCUCGACAUUAAGGACGCUCUAGUGUCUAACGAGAACCCAGCCCGUGACAAUGGCACUCUCGACUACGAACGCUGCGCCAGACUACACAACUACCUAGUCGCGUAUGGCUGGAUGGCUCGUAACAAAAGAGACACACCCGACCUUGAUGCGCUAGCCAGUGCAAGGUGGUUUUUCAGGGAAUCAGAAGAGGACAUAGCAGCCAUUCGAAACCAGCUCAUUACCCCUCUAAACUCAUUCCUGGAUUUAAUCUACGAUCCUGAACCUGAAUUCUUUUACUGGGUUGACGGUCUUGCGAUGACACCCUGCGACGAGUAUAUCAACGACGACAACGAGAUGGACAAUGAUAAAGAACGAUUUGUUAUAAUUUACGGCACCCACAUGAGUAUGGGAUCACAUUGUAUGGGUGUUAUUUACGACCAACAGCGCAAUCAGGCCUCGUUCCCAAUGACUAUAGAGAAUUUGGAAAGCGUGGAGCCUGUAGAUGAGCAUGAAGAAAUGUGGUUUCCACUAGAGACCAUCCUAACCAACUGGAUAUACAUGAUUCGAAUUGGGAAAAUUGUCGGGGGACUUCCGGAAUAUCUCCCCUCUGGUGAUCGCCCAACAAAUCGAUCGCAAUUCGGCCUAUGGUCAUGGCUGCCUUACUGCGAGUUCCAGGUUAACAACACAGUAGCUGCGAUGGAGCGCUACUCGGCUGCAGUUGAAUCUCGCAUGUCUGCCGGCUCACUUCUGCCGAUUUCCGCGCCUCUCUUUACCGGUGCUGAACUAGAUGCAGCAGGCGUGCCGCAGAAUUGCUUCAUUCGCUCACUCUUAACACGGGUUAAGACUCCGCGUUUCAAGUUUAUCGCGCCUGGGCUGGAGGUUCCGCAUGAUAAGGAAUCGUUUGUGAGACGUCAGAGAUUCACAAAUAUACCCCAUGAAGAGGAUAGUAUUCCAGGGGUCUUGAUAUUUGCAGCUCCAGAUAGGCUGGUGGAUAUUAACGAUGAAAUCCGUAACUUGUUCGCUGUUGCACAUGACUACAAUUUGGAUAUAGAAGGUAACUCUAUUCCAACUGGACUCUACAGUGAACCUGCUUGUCGGAGCGAUUAUGAUGUGGAGGAGGCUGGUUUCCAUAUCGUGCUUCCAUUUGAACUACGGCCCGAACCCUGGCUGGAUGGGGCUCAAAUGAGUGAUGGGAAACAAGUCGCGGCGCGCUCGUUUACGGAACUCUUUCAACAUGGUUCAUUCCAUCCAUUUGGGGGUGAAGGGCGAGCGCAGAGACUUGAUAGUCUGUUUGACCGGUGGACGGUGAUGAUUGAAAGUGGUAUAUGGACAGUGGGCGAAGAUGGCGUGGAGGGAGGAAUCGAUAAAUUCAGAGAAGCAGAUAGAGGUGACGGGACUGAAUAUUCGAUUGCACCAAGCUGGUGA
Messenger RNA from Penicillium manginii, 1428 nucleotides. RefSeq lists its product as uncharacterized. The transcript has a single exon. NCBI's taxonomy places the organism in Eukaryota, Fungi, Ascomycota, Eurotiomycetes, Eurotiales, Aspergillaceae. Bases 1 to 1428 code for a protein of 475 amino acids. The record is from RefSeq and is a predicted model, not a curated record.